Molecule: messenger RNA, 2895 nt
Organism: Schistosoma margrebowiei
Lineage: Eukaryota; Metazoa; Platyhelminthes; Trematoda; Strigeidida; Schistosomatidae
Source: the annotation of a GenBank genome assembly
AAUGCUCUGGUUUGGCAUACUUGUCAAGUUAUAGCACUUGUGUUGAUUUCUGUGUCGUUUUCUACUGUGGAAAUCGAAUUUCUCUUGUGAGGCGUUUGUCUGCUAUGAGGAAUGCCACUUGAUUCUGAUGACUUUCAGUCGUUGAUUUCUGGGAGAGAGAAACGAAAUCGUAAUCUGGUUUCUGUUGCAUUGCCUGAGCCCUUCGUAGUGGCCUUGGAAAGUAAUCGUAAAGGGAACACAGGGAUAAGAUGAUAUCCAAAACACCACGUGAGAUAUUGAGUUUCGAUUUAAGAUCAUUUCGCGUUUCGCUAUCAGAAAAAAUCAAUAGCUUAGCUGUUUUUUGCUUAUCUUAUAAUUGGAAGGGACUGAAACGGCUGUUUCUCUUCGUUGGACACUCAGUUCUUUCAGAAUCUUUAAUAUAAUGCGAACCUGUAGUUAGAAUGUAAUAUUUAAGGGAGUUCUCGCACAGGUGGGUUAUAAGUCCCGAAACCUGUUCAUCAUUUUACUUAAGGUUUAUACACAUCGAUUGUAGCACCUAAAUACCUUCAUCAUUUUCUCCACUUCUGUAUGAGCUCGUUUACAUGCGAAUUAGUUUCUCAUGUCUUCUUGUUCUUUCACUUAAAAAAGUGUCUAAUUGAUAUUUUUUUGGUGAUUAACACCCUGGUCAACGUGUAUUGACCCACAAUUUCCGAUAAUAAUAUACAAACCAUAGCUUUGGGAUCGUUUAUUUCAUUUAAAUCAUUGUGUUUCUUAUGCAAUAUUGUACUGUGGCUGUCAUUCAAAAUUUGGAAAAGUCCCAUAUAAGUCCUAGGUGAUACAUUAUCCAAUGCCUUGUUGCUGAGAAUACUUGUACUGGAUACACACUAGGGCUUUUGUUACUCACUCUAUAGCUAUAUAGUUCUCGGUAACGUUGGUUUCUAUCAUCACACCCUGAUACCACAUGAGAACAGCUAGUGACAUCUAAAAACUGUAUCUUUGAAUUAAAUAUGGAUAGCUAACGAGAAAACACAUUUAGAAGAGGGUAAGAACAAAGAUUCUAGUAGAAUAACAUGAAUUCAUUUCAUUUCAUUUGGUUGUCUUUAGCUGCUUACAACCUGUGAUAUUUAAAAACAUAAUUACGAAAUGGGUUUAAACUACUUACGUGAAAGUGUUUAGUUGGAAGUUGUUUUAAAGACACGUCAGUAUGGUAUAGUCAGGGUGUAAAUAAAUUCAAUAGACUGAAUUUUGUAAAUGUACAUCUUAUGUAGAAGAACAUUCUACAACAUUGAUUGUAACAAGAUUUCAGUCGGCUAGAAAUUUGCAAUUACAUAAUGAGUAAACGCUGAUAAGAAUAAAACUCAACUGAUAAGAAUAAAAAGAGUAAAGCUCAGUUAGUAAAAUAUGACUAUUAAUGUGGAAGACAGUCAAAUUAUCUGGCACUUUAUCAUAGUUUUCCUGUUGUACUUUUUUAACGUCAAAAUAAAGCCUUAGUCUGGAGGACUUAGUCGCUGACAAUUAAGGUUAGAGACUAGUACAUAUGCCUUAUGAAUUCGUGCUUAAUUCUUUUUUUUUCAAUAUAUCUUUUGAGAAAGUUUUGACCUGUUGAUCUGUUAAUCAUUUGUUAGGUUAUUAUCCAUGAUAUAAUUCUGGACCGUAUGUGACAAAUGGAGUUUUAUGCAGUGUUCAUAUAUGUAUUAAUCAUAAAUACUGCUUCGGCAGCUUACGAAGAUGCUCGGUGUAAAUGUGUCUGUUUACUCCCAAGCUCCUAUAUGAAUAAUACUAAAUCAUCAAAGAAGAUAUAUGUGAAAGCGAUUCCUUCUGAGAAAUGUACCUGUGAAUAUAUGUUACAAAACGAUAAAGACCUUUGUCGUUAUUGUGAAUGCAAAUUUCAGGUUCGAAAUACUGCUACCAUAAAAGUUGUUGUUUGCCUUAUUCUAACAGUCAUCACAGCCUUGGUUUUAUAUAUGCUAUUUCUCUUACUACUGGAACCAUUACUAUCUGCAAGACAUUUAUCGCAUAAAACAAUAAUUGAUAUGGGGAUAUGUUCAGAACCACAACAGCCAAAUAACUUUACUAUUAAUCAACACAAUAAUAAUGACAAGACAAAUGAUGCAAGAUCAACUAAUUCAUGGGCUAAUAUAAACAUUCCUGUUAGUAGUAGUGGUCAUGGCGAUUCAGCUGUAUAUUCUAAAGCGAUUGAUAAGGCAGUUAUUUGGGAUAAAACUAAGUUGAAUCCUAAACAAUUUAUGGAUUCUAAUUUGAGAAUAAUUACAGCUCCUUCAAAUCGCUGGCGAUUACGUAAUCGUUCUGGGCUAAUUUCAAAUGAUCAAGUUGAAGAUCCUAAUGGAUUAAAUCUUACCACAAUACCUUCUACAUCUGUUGGAGUAUCUAGUGUUGUAAAUCGUGUUCGAGAUCAACAACAACGUUGGAAAGGAAAUGUUGAAGCACAACGUACACGUGUCUUUAGUGAACGUAGUUUACUAAAUUAACAUGUAGUAUAACAAUUUAUUUAAAUCUUUUUUCAUCAGUGAUUUCUUUCCUGACAAUAUAACAUUAGUUAGGAGUCCUGGUUCACUUGUCUGAAACCUAUAUGACUGUUGAUUUUCUCAUAUAUUGUUCAUUAAAAAACAAAUAAUGGAUCAGCUUUAGAAAGUUGAAAUAUAAUUUCUAAAUGUCAUUGGAAUACUGAACUGUGUGUAUAUACAAUAAUUAUUUGGUCAACGUUAUUUAUUUGCUUAAUUGAAACUUUUUAAUCUCAUAUACUUAACUAUUUGUUGUAUAAUCAAACUAACAAUUUUUGUUCAUGAUUCGUGAACUUGACUGUAAUUCAUUAUUCAGUUUUAUCUUACUUUUUCAUUCAAUUACAAUCACAAGAUGUAAAAUGCAAUUAUUUGUCACGUUAAAAUCCGGUGGAGU